Molecule: messenger RNA, 1337 nt
Organism: Penaeus indicus
Lineage: Eukaryota; Metazoa; Arthropoda; Malacostraca; Decapoda; Penaeidae
Exons: 5
Coding region: 172-534 (120 amino acids)
Molecular function (GO): protein binding
Source: RefSeq, a predicted model, not a curated record
CGACGCCCUUCGUGAACGCUCACUUCUGGAAGCUCACAUAAGGACGUCUCGUCUGGUCGUGCGCUGGAUCCCUUUGUGUGGAAGCGGUAGAACCCGAACUGACACGCGCGCGGCACCUCGUCCACCCUAGCAUCAAGGUCGACCUCAAGCCUCGUUCUCGCUGCCCUGAGGAUGACUCCAGUCGGGAUGGCAGUCGGGUUAGCGGCACUCUCGCUGGCACUCCUGGCCAGCCCCGCCGCAGGGAUCCCUCCGUGCCAAACGCUGUGCCCCCAGCACUACCAACCUGUCUGCGGCAGCAACGGCGUCACCUACAGCAACGACUGCAGUCUGAGUGUCGCCAACUGCAUGAACCCGCGUAUCACCAAGAGAUACGACGGAAAAUGCCGUUCCCCUUGUCCUGAGGCGUGUGGGUACAACUACGAUCCCGUCUGCGGCAGCAACAGAAGAACCUACGAAAACGAGUGCGAAUUGGAGAGAGACAAGUGUAAUGGUAACCGCUUCCUGAGGAAAGUGAAGGACGGUGCCUGCAAUUAGGUUCUGAGUCCGAGGCGAAUGCAACGGGAAGACUCCAGGGCGGUCGCCGGCGGCCACCUGAACCACCAUCUUCUUGUUCGGUUUAAUGAUAAAUGAUAAUGUUGUACUGUAUCAUUAACGAUUGUUUAAGCAGAAUGAAUAUGUUGUCAUAUCAUUUUUCCCCAAAGUUGUUGGAUUUUAUAUUAUACACUCAACGUUUGUGAAUAAUAUCAAGUGUAGAUGCAAUGAUAAAUAAAGAAAAUAAAAUUAAUCUGACUUAGACGAGGUACUUGAAACAAUCCUUCAUCCAUUUCCAUUUAAUAAAUGAAGUAAUAUAUGAGAUGUAGAGGAAACGCCGGACCAACUACAUAUAUAUAGUCAAUUGGAAAUCAUUGCAUGAAUACUCAAAAGACGAUUUGCAGGGCAGAUUUCCUCCACAUUUUCCAAGGGACCUCCCCAAAUAUGAUGCAUUUUUCAGUUAUGUCCUAAGUUUCAUGAUAUAUUCACGGCUUACAAGAUUUAAUUUGUUUUUGAUGGAAAGACAGAGAUGGAAGGGAAAGGGGAGAGAGAAGGAAGAGAGAAGGAGAGGAAGAGAGAUAGAUAGACAGAUGGAGAGAAAGAGGGGGGGGGAGAAAAUGAAAGGAAAUUGAGGAUAGAAAGAGAGAAGACAGGCAAAGAGAGUGAGGGGGACAUUAACCAAACCCAUGGAGUUCAUUGUUACAGAAUUCUCUUACUGUCCUCGGCCCCACACUCCCUUGCAGUCCGAUCCUCACACUAUAGACCCCACUGUAAGGAAAAGUAAAACAAACACUACACAUUUCAGU